AUGUCGAAACGUUCACCCAUUAUGGAUGAUAAAACAAUUUCAGAAAUGAUUCUAAAAACCAUAGCAGCAGCAUCACAAAUGAACAUUCAAAUGUCCAACAUUCUAAAUUCAGAACAAAUGCGAUUAUUGACGACCUAUAAGGAUACAUAUAAUUAUGAACCUUGUUUAUCUUUUUUUCUAUCAUUAGCGAUUAUGUCACAUUUUUCUCAAGGUUCCUAUUAUACUCAUUAUGCCAGUCCCGACCAUCGUCCAGUACAAUUGUAUUUAUGGUUGUUAGGUUCCAGUGUAUCAUUUGAUAAACCAUUAACACCACAAGUUGAAGAUGAACAAACACAACAACCUCGUUCUGCCAUGUUCACAUUAUGGAAUUUAGUUGCUGAUUUGAUUGAAACGCAAGAUCAGAUACAAAAUCAACAGCAACAAGUUACAGAUUUCUAUGGUAAAACUAGUACAACCUUCCCUAGAUUAGCAUGCUUAAUACAACUGUAUAUUAAUGCUAUGGCAAUACUUGAACGUGUUAAAGAUUUUGUUAUGUUUGCUGAAGGUGAUAAUCAGGAUUUGAUCAUCAAUGAGGAUUUCGUGAGGAAUGUUGAUAUGAUAAUAAAAAAAGAUUAUUAUAAAUAUGACAAAACAUAUUUACCAUGUACAGAAGUUAAUCAAGAAGUAGUAGAUCCGAUGAUAUUUGUUCAAAAAGAAGCUAUAGUAGCAGCAUGGAGUUGGUAUGAACAUCACUUAAAUAUAGCUACAAAAUUAUUUACAAUUGAUCAUCAUUUUCCAAGUAAAUCAAUGAUUGCACCACCAUCAAUUUCACCUAAACAGACAACAUUAAAACAAUUAAUUAUGUAUUUGGAUUUCAAUAUUUUUCCAUUAUCAGCAAUAAGUGUUAAACAUCCUGUUACAGAAAAAACAGGUAUAAUUAAGAAUAGACCAGCAUUAGGUGAACGAGCACUUCAAGAAUUAAUGAAUGAUCACUUACUCAAAUUUAAUUAUUUUUUGACUGAUACUCGUGGUCGAAAUGUAAAAUCCUAUAUGAAAGCACCAAUACCACCAGGUGAUGAUCCGACACGAGAUCAAUUUAUCAAAAACUUACUGAAACAUGACAUAGACGUUAAUGAAUAUUGUUCAAUUUAUGAAUCAUCUGCAAUUCCACCAAAUAAUAAUCUUUCAAAUUUAACAUUAGAAAUCUUUGAACAUAGUACAUGUUUUGUAAAUGAAUAUUCAAAAUAUCAAGUCCAACUAAAUAUUGUAAUUCGAAAACAUAUUGAAAAUUGUGUUGUUCGAGAAGUUGAACAAGGAAAUUUUAUUAUUCAAAAUGCAAAUGCAUUUACUCGUCAAUUUCAUCAUAUUGAAAGUUUAGUUUUAGGUGCUCAACCAAAUCAAGUAAAUGGUAAACGUCAAUCUCUGAAUAUAAUAAAUCAAGCAAAUAAAUCAACAGUACAAUCUAGACAUACAACAGCACCUAUAGUCAAUGUUUUUCAUGAUACAGUUGAAAAAAGUCAAGAAACACAACGUGAUAGUCCAAUAAAAACAUCAUGUGAUCAACGAGAUACUGAUAUAACAGGUAAAUUAUUCUUGAAUCUAUUAAUUCUUUACAUUUAUCUAUCGUUCUUUAUAAAAACUUCCAUGGCUGAAGGAGAUGAUUUAUUAGGUGAUAUUCAUAAUUCGUCUAUAAUAAUACGUGAAGAAUCAGUUGAAGGUAGAGAUGAAUAUCCUGAUAUAUCAACACAAAAAAGCAUAACAGAAAUCACCAAUAAAUAUGAAAAAGUAACCGAACAAACAGUUAAAAAAGUCAUGCAAAGUAUAAUAAAUGGAAAGUCUGUGAUUUAUACCAAGACAGAUUUAACCAUGAUAUGUAACAAACGACAUAUUCGACUAGAAGCAGUAAAACGUUUAGUUGAAGCUAAUCUGCUUCGGUAUGAAGAUAAUUUUUGGGUCGAACCAACUCGUGCACGAAAACAAACAGAAAAAGAUUCCAAACGUAUACUUCGUCCAGGAUGGUUAAAAAAUUGCCCAGCUUCUAAUUCAAAUGUAUCAAAAUUUGAUUUUAUACAAUCCCUACAAAAACACGUAAAUCUUAGUUAUGAUGAUUUUUUAAAAGCAUUUUAUCCUCAUCAAAAAGAGAAUAUUUUUACGAACAACAAUUGGACAUUAUCAGAUGAACUACUUGACAUAUUUCAAUCAAAUAUAUUUUAUAAAGAACAUGUACGAUACAAUAUUCAACGAUUUCGACCAGGUGAUGUGAUGACUAAUGAGUUAGGUGUGGAAAAUCAAUUACAAACAUCAUUGACACCUAUCUCACAUUUGAACAACUUUCAAGAAACAACAACAAAUGAUAAUCCACAAGAGAUGUUACAACGACAAAUAAUUGAUAAUAAUAGUGAAGAGGAGGAUAUGGUUUAUACUUGUCCAUUGUCUACAGGUGGCAAAAGAAAAAUUGGAUCUAAUAUAAAUUUUCAAGAAUAUCCGAGACGCAUACAACCAAGGAGAAUGAAGAAAAACUAA
Molecule: messenger RNA, 2502 nt
Organism: Rotaria sordida
Lineage: Eukaryota; Metazoa; Rotifera; Eurotatoria; Philodinida; Philodinidae
Source: the annotation of a GenBank genome assembly